Anoplopoma fimbria (sablefish) is the source of this 1946-nucleotide messenger RNA. Its product is annotated as glucoside xylosyltransferase 1-like. Bases 88 to 1407 code for a protein of 439 amino acids. The transcript is spliced from 8 exons. NCBI's taxonomy places the organism in Eukaryota, Metazoa, Chordata, Actinopteri, Perciformes, Anoplopomatidae. Gene Ontology annotation, biological process: protein O-linked glycosylation via N-acetylgalactosamine. The record is from RefSeq and is a predicted model, not a curated record. Gene Ontology annotation, molecular function: UDP-xylosyltransferase activity.
CUGUAAACAGCAAGAGUCUGUGCUCUUGUGUUUGGCUUCUGACUUCUCAUUUCUUGAGAUGGAUUUGCAUACAACUUGAAACGCAAGAUGCAAUGCUUUCACCAGGCAUUCCUCCUGUGCAUGGUCUUCACCUUCUGCUCACUGCUGUACAUGUUCAAUCAGCUGGCUUCCACCUUGGAGGGCAGAGACGACUGGGACCGGAAGGAACGAGGGGAACCCGGCAGGCUGAGUCAUGACAGCGGGCACCUCCUCAGGAAACACCCAGGACUGGCAGGCCUUCGGGAGAGGUGUAAAAAACUCUCAGUUUCUUACUGGAGUCCAUAUUGGAGACUGCCUGCUGAUGUGUGUGGAGUGAACUGCUUAUUGGAAUCAUCUAUUGGAGAGAGGUCAGGCUCUGAAGUCAAGGAGCAUGGUGAUGGGAGAAGUCACCUGGCUGUGGUGGCCUGUGGCGCCAGGCUAGAGGAGACUCUUGCUAUGUUGAAGUCUGCUGUUCUCCUCAGCAAAAAGCCUCUGCACUUUUACAUCUUCGCUGAGGAUGAUCUACAUGACCCCUUCAGAAAUGCUCUGGACUCCUGGCCCAGGACAGUUCAGACCAAGUUUAACUACACCAUCUACCCCAUCACGUUUCCCAAGGAGAAUGCAAAAGAGUGGAAGAAGCUCUUCAAACCUUGUGCCUCCCAGAGGCUCUUCCUGCCACUGAUCCUGAAGGAGGUGGAUUCCUUGCUCUAUGUGGACACAGAUAUCAUUUUUCUGCAGCCAGUAGAGGACAUCUGGGCCCUUCUUUCUCGGUUCAAUUCAAGCCACUUAGCUGCCAUGGCUCCGGAGCACGAAGAGCCACGCAUCGGCUGGUACAACCGUUUUGCCCGCCACCCUUACUAUGGCAAGACAGGCGUCAACUCAGGGGUCAUGCUCAUGAACAUGACGCGCCUCAGAAAGAAAUCUUUUAAGAAUGACAUGACAACAGUUGCACUGAAGUGGGAGGAAAUUCUUAUGCCACUUCUCCAGAAGUAUAAACUAAAUAUCACCUGGGGUGACCAGGACCUUCUUAAUAUCAUCUUUCACCAUAACCCAGAAAGCCUAUAUGUGUUUCCCUGCCAGUGGAACUACCGUCCAGACCACUGCAUCUAUGGCAGCAACUGUCAACAAGCUGAUCAAGAAGGUGUCUUCAUUCUCCAUGGUAACAGGGGAGUUUACCAUGAUGACAAGCAGCCUGCGUUUCGAGCUGUCUACGACGCCAUCCGAAAGUACCCAUUCGGUGAGAACAUGGAGACCUCACUGCUUCAGCCGCUGGAAGCAUCGCUACAGACCACCACAAAUACCUACUGUGGAAGAAGCAGUCACCUGUUUACGAAGAAGUUAAAACAGAGCAUCAUGUCUGUUCAACAAGAUGUCACACAGAGAAGAUGAUCAGGACAGCACGGAUAUCGUUGGUAUCAUGAUGAGUGUCUAGUCUCUCUGGGAGUAGAGUCUUGGAUGUUUGACAAUCCUGUGGUAGAGUCACAAGUCAGUCUCAACCGCACACUGAAGACAAUCUCUAAAGACAAUAUCUAAAAAAAAAAACCUACAUAGCAGAGCCAAUCCAAAGUCUUUAGGGUGGCUCCUCAUGUUGGGACGGUUGAUUGUCCGUAAUACCUGCUUCGUAGAAGAAAUCCAUCCACAGAACUGUUGUCACAACAGUUGGGGCCUGUGCUAAUGAGCAGGAUUUGGGGUUAGGGAUUUUGGGUUAACUGCAGGGCUGCUACGGAGCGGGUAAUGUUCACAAUAAGAGAUUAACUUGUUUAGAAGCACCGCCUAAUGACCAAUCAAAGCCUUGUGCAUGGAUUGUGAGAUAAUAUUACACAAAUACGAAGAAAUUGAAGUCAUAAUCCAGGUUGAAAGCAACACAUUAUUAACCGCCAAAUUCAGAAAAAGACAGCUGGCAAAAAAAAAAAAAAAAAAAAGGUUUA